AUGACGGCAGGCAAUCCUCUCCUGCUGACUCGUUCCGAAGCCGCGGGGCAACCCAGAGCGGGACAAGUUGGCCGGUACUACGCGGCAACCUAUGUCAUACUGGACGCCGUCAACCGUGCCCGAGACGCCGCGACCGUUGCUCAAGCCGAAGAAUCACCUCCCGGAGAACGUGCUCAAGAGGCCGGCCUUCACAUCGGUAGGAGGGGAAAAGGAUGCACGGGUGGAGGUGCGGGUGGUGUUGGUGGUGGCGGGCUCGGGGUGGUGAUGAUCGCGAGCGAUGACGAAUCGCUUAGCAACACUGGGGGUCUGGUCGGCCGCGAAAGGGUGGAACGGCGAAAGCACAAGAAAGGGAAGCCGUGGACACAGCGUGCGCCGAAGGAGCAAUCUACGCAGCAACAAGAACAGGAGCAAGAAGUGGGGAAGCAGCAGCAGAGGCUGGAGCAGCUAGAGAGAGACCAAGCGUACAAGCGGGCAGACCCAGACACGGGAGGGCUGCUGGAGGGGGCGGAUAGCCUGUUAGACCUUGGAGAGGAAGUUGACGAGGAGACUUUAAGUCCGAAGAAUACUCUCGACGACGAGGAGAACCUUUCGGAUGAAUACGGCGAGAGCUUCGAAGAGUAUGAAGAAGAUGGCCAGGCCGACACCACUUCACCGGAAAUUGGUACCCCGCAGCUACAAGAGGACCAUGGCAGUAGUGAAGCUCAGCGGUUUCAAGGACAGGACGGACAGUCGUCCGGCAGUCAUGAGCAAUUACGUGCGACGCAACUAGAUAAAGAAGCGGAGGAAGCUAGGGGAUUGCGAGAAGCCGAGCAGCUCAAAGCGCGGGAAGCAGACGAAGCCCACGAGCGACGACUACGACAGGAGGAAGAGGAACACAAAACGGAGAAAGAAAGCCGGCGACUGCGACAAGCUAAGGAGCAGCUAGUGCGGGAGAAAGAAGCGGAGGAUGCACAUCUAAAGGACGAGGAAAGUAGACGAAAACGUGAAGAAGAACAACACAGAGAGCGGAAAGCAGACGAAGCACACGAACAACGAAUUCGGAAGGAGAAGGAAGAGGAGGAGGACCGCAUGCGAAGGCAAGAAGCCGAGAAGCAAAGAGUGCUGGAAGAAGAGGCGGAGGAGGUUCGUCGAAAGGAGGAGGAAGGUCGACGACUACGGGAAGCAGAGGCAGAAGAGGCACGUCUGAAGGAUGAGGAGAGUAAGCGAUUGCGAGAAAUGGACCAGCAGCGAGAGCGGCAAGAAGCAGAAGCGUAUGAGCAACGCUUGCAAGAGGAAGACGCGCAGCCGGUGUUCGAGGCGGGGCAACUGAAAAACGGAGAAGAAGGCGAGUCAGGAACGGACAAGCUCCAACACCACGCGAACGGUAACCUCGGACCCAGAGGGCAUGAGCGGGAAGAUGUGCGCAUGCCUGCCCGUAUCGGCGACUACGACGUGGACAGUCUUCUAGGGGACGGGGCGUACGGCUGGGUGUACAAGUGCUACCGCCGUCGCCGGUCUAGUAGCUCGAUAACAGGAGGUUCUGUGCGGCGAAACACCGAAACCAACGACGACUACGAUGACGUCACGGCAGUGGUGGCGAUCAAACAGUUCAAAGGUCUCACUGACAUGGAGGACGAGCACACCAGGAACUACGUCCGACUCACCCAGAAGAGGGAGGCAGACCUCGCCCUCUCCCUGAUCCACCCCAACAUUGUGCGCUGCCUGGGCACAAUCAACGCGGGGGGUGCAGGCAUUGCCAGUGGUGAUGGCGGUGUUGGUAGGGAAGGAGUCGCGUUCUUGAUAUUCGAGCACGUGCCCGGUACGUUGCUUGACCUUAUUCAGGAACACCCGGGCGGGCUAUCUCUUCGCGAGACCACGAAUCUCCUCGGACAGCUAUUAUCGGCUGUGGGUUUCCUGCACCAGCAUGGCGUCGUUCACCGGGACGUUAAGCCGGAGAACAUCCUGGUAGACAAAAAGAAGACCACGGGAGGGGUAUCGACACUGAAAGGCAGACCACACGACGAGCGAUGGACGGAGUACGUGGGCAGCCGCUGGUACCGUGCGCCCGAGAUGCUGGCCGGCUCUACUCACUACGGCGCGGAGGUCGACGUUUGGGCUUGCGCCUGCCUGGCCGCUGAGAUGAGCUCUGGAAGACCUCUCUUCCCCGGAGAAGACGAAGGAGAGCUAGCCGCUUCAAUGGCCGCGCUGCUCGGACCGCUGCCCCUCGACCUAGCGUCACGUCUCCGUGAGAUGGGGUACACCCCGCCGCCUCCCCGCGGUAGCCCGACUCGUUCCAUAGAGGCGUGCCUGGACGGGAGCACGGGGACUCACGAAGCUAGGCGCAGCAACCCAAGAGGGUCUUGUGUCGGAGGGUCGGGCUUCGACGCUGACACACUCGGUAUUGCUUCUGCCGGAGUUGGCGAGAGUGAAGAGCAAUGUCAGCAGUACCGCGGGGUGUUAGAACUGCUGGGAGGGAUGCUGGUGUUCGACCCAGCAAGUCGAUUAUCUGCGCAAGAAUGCCUCCUUCGCGCUAGCGUUUUCGGCAGCGGCAGUGCUGAUGCUGAUGCGCUUUUAGCUGGAAGAAAGCCUUCCGCUGGUGACCUGGGUGACGUCGAAACGAGGCGCGCAUCAACUACCCGAAGUUCUAGAGGGUCUUCCUCUGCGGCCACCAAAACCUACGGGUCUACAGCUACAGCAGGAGCGGUCGUUGGUGAGGAUGACGGAUCUAGCCUCAUCAAUGAUUCCAAGAUUCCGAUCGGGGUCAGCGACAAUUGCGUAGACGCUGAAUCAAUUUCGAACCUCGAUGAUGGCAAUGAGCCUAUGGCACUGACGGGCGCCGUGGAAGGCGCCGAUGAUGAUGCCUACGACGACGAAGAUUACCACGAGGAUGAUGACGAACACCAAGAAGAUCAGACCAUUUCGGCUACCUCCGAGGCGGUCUCGGCCGGAAAUGAUUGUCGUGAACCGGCGGACAUUGUAGCUGGUCCAUUCAAGGUCGGUAAAGGAUUGGCCACAAGCAGCAAAUCACCAGUCCAGUUCGAGGCACCGGUACCGCCACCGCAGGAGACGACCUACCUUGGAGAAGAGGGAUACGUUCAAAAGAGGGUAGCAGAGAUCGAGGAGAAAGUGGUAUACUACAACCCCGGGAACAAAACGAACGGGGCAAAGGGCCAAGCACCCACGGAGAUGAUGGAGGAAGACAGCGUGAGGACGAUUGCGACUACUGAGGCUGCCGGCGAAGCAACUCUUGAUGGAACUGACGCCUCCUCAGGCAGUGGUGAGGGUGAUGGUGGUCCGACCGAACUGAGUCAAAGGAGCGCAGAAGGUGCGCCCGCUGCGGGUACGAGUUCCGCUAGUGGCGGCGAAACGAAGACUAUUUCAGAUCCAAGUACAGCGUUGGACUUCAUUAUAGCUGAAUCCGCGACCAUAGAGGGCAAAACAACCCCGCAAGUGCCCGACGGCGUGGUGGAUACCGCUCGUGCUGAUGAACCAUGCAACGAGGAUGGCGAGACAAAGAGCUGCGUGGACCGAGGAGGGAGCCAGAAGAAGGAGAAUGAGUCGGACAACAGCGACGAUGGGUACUUCCUCGCAGACAAUGGGCUCGAGGAAAGUGCCAAGGGUGACAACAAGGGCAACGAGCGGAAGAGCGUGACGUUAUUCGGUGACGAAGACUACGGCAGCGAUAGCUUCGACGAGGGCGAGCAACACGAGGAAGACCAAGGAGGCCCGCUGACCGCCCUUGGGGGGCGCACCUCGUUCUUUCCUAAUCCCCCGGAGCUUUCCGCAGCGGAGGACACGGUUUUGGAGGCGGAACGGUCUGAAAUCACACCAAGUGUCAACGACAACACCGCUGGCGCUUCUUUGGACGAAACGGAGGAAGCGUCACUGCAAAACGCGGCGGCACGAGCGUUGGAUAUCGAGGAUACCGCCGACGCCACCGCCUCUAACAGCAAACCAGACGCCGGCGUAGACGACGAAGGGAAAACGGAAGAAGUCACCAAGGGCGUGGAAGAGGAUGAGGCCGAGAAUGGUGACGGUUGGCGGGUGGCCGGGGCCUUCCGUGUCCUUUCGGCUUCUGGACCUUGGGGGGAGAUGGCGGUGAAUGCCGUGAAGGGGUUGCUGAGGCAGCCGCGGGACCAGCAACACCAACAGCAGCAGCGCCAAGGAGGUAGCACGACACCUGUCUCUGGCGUUGGCUACGAGGACAAUGAAAAGGUGGCCGCGCUGUUCCAGAAAGCUCUAGUAGCGAGGGGGGAAACGGGAGGACACGUCCGCCGGUCGAUGGAGCGCGCUUUCGCAUCGGCUUCAACCUCUGAAGAACCCAACACCGCGACAGAGACCGGCGACAACGCUGCUGUGUCGGCGCCAAACGGUGUUGGGAAAGCGCUGGAGGCGUUCGCCGCUGCCGCUGUGGCGGCGGAGGGAGAAGGCCUGGCAGUACCACGGUUAGCGCGACUGACGGCUGGCCUCGCACGUUGCGUUGAUGGGGAGCUUCAGGAAGCAACACAAAUCUGCCAGGCUUGGGCCGCCCACGCAAGGCAGGGGAAGCGCCCCGCCCACGCAGGCGAUCCCCUGCUUCAGUGCGCCGAGCACCUCAACAGCAGUUCUCCCAUCCGGCAAACGAAAAUCAACACCGUCGGCGGCGACGGUGGCGGAGACAGUGGUGUCCGUGGAGCGGUGGACGGGGUUGGAGGAGUUUGCGCCCAUUUCCUAGCGGCGCUAAGUGAAGCAGCCAAUCGAAGGAGAUCUUCCGCCACGGCCGACAUCGUCCACGCCUCUUCAACGCUAGAAACCCUGUCGAGGGUGGUAUGCUCGCUGGCCCCGUUCAUUCUUGACGCUGACCGCCCCAAGGUCGAAAGGGACGAGAAUCUGAUAUCGGUGGCAACAUCACUAGGCCUCGACGAAGGCCUGGCGAGGAAAGCACUGCGGCCACAAUUGCUUGCGUCCUCGUGUUUCUUGUCGCCCGCGGGUCAGGCCGUCCUGCUGAAGGCAGCGUUAACCCAGCGAGGAGAGCGACGAAUCAACCUCGUGACUACUCGCGAGGAGGCUCUGGAGCAGAUCCAGGGGGCCUUGGAACGAGACCUCCCGCCGCCGGAUCGUGACGGACAAGGUGACGUUGGGGGCAGCAGUACGAUCGCCUCCGGCGUUGCGCCGCCCGCUGAGGCGUUGAUUCUUAACCCCUAUUACCUAUCCUCGUGGGGGAAGAAGAAGAUUCUCGGGCAGUGCGUCGAGGAGGGCGAAGGGCUCGGGCCUCGCAAGGAACUCUUCGAGCUGGCGGCGCGGCAGCUCAGCGAGCGAUGGCGGUCCCCACCGACGGGUUUACUCUCGUCCCCGGUGAAAGCAACCGCUCGAGGAAGAACGGCUGAGGUGGACCUCGUGAUUAGUCUCUCCGCCUCGGAUGCGCCGGAGAAGGUCUUCUAUUCGCGCGUGAAGGCCGGCUGGAGAAUUAAGGUCGGGAGUCAGACGAGGAUCCUCGCAAGCGUCAAGGUCGAAGAAGGCAUUGGCGGGGACGACUGCAGCAGGUGGGGGUUGUCGUUGUAA
Molecule: messenger RNA, 5520 nt
Organism: Ectocarpus sp. CCAP 1310/34
Lineage: Eukaryota; Phaeophyceae; Ectocarpales; Ectocarpaceae
Source: the annotation of a GenBank genome assembly